UUUGGCGUUGGGAAAAAAGCAUUAGCGUUCCAAGAAAGCAAGAGACAAAACAGACCAAGUAGAAAUCUUUUUGUGGGUUUUCUGUGAUUCCAAGAGUGGAGUAAACAAUGGCAGCAGAAGAGGGACAAGUGAUCGGUUGCCACAGCGUUGAUCAAUGGAAUGAGCAUUUCACCAAGGGCGUUGAAUCCAAGAAGCUGGUUGUGGUGGAUUUUACAGCUUCAUGGUGUGGACCUUGCCGUUUCAUUGCUCCAAUUCUAGCAGAGUUUGCCAAGAAGCUUCCCCAUGUCAUCUUUCUCAAAGUAGAUGUGGAUGAACUGAAGACUGUUGCUGAGAAAUAUGAAGUGGAGGCAAUGCCGACGUUCAUCUUCUUCAGGGAUGGAAACAUUGUGGAGAAAUUUGUCGGUGCAAAGAAAGAUGAACUUCUGCAAGUUAUUACCAAGCAUGCUACUGCUGCUGAUACUGCUACUCCUGCUGCUGCUGCUACUGCUACUACUGCUUCUGUUUCAGUUUGAUUCACCAUGGAAACAAACUUUUUAAUAAGGAACUUUAUCCGUCAGUGAUUGUCGUAGCAAGGAUGUUAUAAAUUUCUAGAUGUAGUGGAUGUGAUUGUGUGUUUACUUUUCCAUGGUUUUCAUCCAGUGUCUGCUAGAUUUUACUUUUCUAUAAAUAAUCAAAUUCCUCGUUUAUCUA
This is a messenger RNA of Coffea eugenioides, 690 nucleotides long. Its product is annotated as thioredoxin H-type-like. NCBI's taxonomy places the organism in Eukaryota, Viridiplantae, Streptophyta, Magnoliopsida, Gentianales, Rubiaceae. Gene Ontology annotation, molecular function: protein-disulfide reductase activity. The coding region runs from base 108 to 512 and encodes 134 amino acids. The transcript is spliced from 3 exons. The record is from RefSeq and is a predicted model, not a curated record.